UCAUAAAAUUGGAGGAACAUCAUCUCCCUCUCUAAAUUAAUUAAUCAUAUGAGGCCCAAAUCCCACCACCGCAAGGCUGCCGUCGCCGCCUUCCUCGCCGCUGCCCUCAAGCCCGCCGCUUAUUUCCUCAUCCUCUUGCUAACCUACACUCUCGGUUACCUAUCAUCCUCACCCUCUUCCACGUCAUACUCCCCAUCCACUCCUCCUCCUCCUAUUAUAACCCCUUCUUAUUCAACCCCUCAAUUCAUCCAACUCACCGACACCCCGACAGAAAUCCACCAAUUCCGAAUCAGAAACCGCUGUUCCCCUGCCCUCCCUCACCCACAGGUCCGUUUAGCAGUCCUCCAAAAGGUCUUCAACGGAAAAUCCCCAUUCCUCAAUUUCCCUCCGCCGCACGUGGCAGAGCUUCUCCACCCGAAGAAGAUCAAGGGGUGGGGCUCAACCGGUGCCGUUUUUGAGAAUCUUGUGAGACAAGUAAAGCCACGGACUAUAAUCGAGGUGGGUUCGUUUUUGGGAGCCUCGGCGACUCACAUGGCUAACUUGACUCGCCAACUCGGCCUGGACACUCAGAUUCUAUGCGUUGAUGAUUUUCGCGGCUGGCCCGGUUUUCUCGACCGGUUCAAGGACUUAUGGAUGAUAAACGGCGACGUUUCUUUACUCUACCAGUUCAUGCAAAACGUGGUUGCUAUGAACGCGUCCGAUUCGGUUAUCCCCUUGCCGUUCUCGACCGGUUCGGUUCUUGAUAGCUUGUGCGAGUGGGGGGUUUAUGGGGACUUGAUUGAAGUGGAUGCGGGUCACGACUUUAACUCGGCCUGGUCCGAUAUAAACCGGGCUUACCGGAUCCUCAGACCGGGAGGGGUUUUGUUCGGCCAUGACUAUUUUACUGCUGCGGAUAAUCGAGGUGUAAGACGGGCAGUUAAUUUGUUUGCCCAAAUCAAUGGCUUCAAAGUCAAAGUGGAUGGUCAACACUGGGUUCUUGUCUCUCAUUAAUCUUCUGCCACGUGUUCCUUUUUUGUGUGUACAAAAUUUGGCGUUUGAAAGGUCAUAAUUGUAAUUUGAAAUUAUGGGCUCAGGCUGU
This is a messenger RNA of Cucurbita pepo subsp. pepo (vegetable marrow), 1078 nucleotides long. RefSeq lists its product as uncharacterized. NCBI's taxonomy places the organism in Eukaryota, Viridiplantae, Streptophyta, Magnoliopsida, Cucurbitales, Cucurbitaceae. The record is from RefSeq and is a predicted model, not a curated record.